Molecule: messenger RNA, 1539 nt
Organism: Lasiodiplodia theobromae
Lineage: Eukaryota; Fungi; Ascomycota; Dothideomycetes; Botryosphaeriales; Botryosphaeriaceae
Exons: 4
Coding region: 1-1539 (512 amino acids)
Source: RefSeq, a predicted model, not a curated record
AUGGCGGUCAUCACGUUAGCUGCCAACUUCAGCUCCACCAUCUUACUCUUCGAUGUCCGACCCGGCCAGAUCCACGGAACGCCCAAGACGGUGAAUGUCCCGCUUGGGUGGCGACGCGGCUUGAGCAAGGAACCGUCAACCUGGUUCCAGAACUUCAUGCUCCAGACUCCAUCUGGGUACCAGGCAUUUGCCGAGUAUUCCGACGCACCCGAGCCAGCCGAGAACAUGUCAGACACGGACUACGAAGGAAAUGCAACGGUAUUCGACGCCAGAGUCGCCUGUGUACGGCCGAAUUUUGUCGAUUCAAGCUUCUUCGUUGACUCCAACCUGGUAAACUUGACCGGGCAGGGCGGCAAUGCGAAUCUCGGGCUGAGAUCGUGGCUCUGGGAGUACUUCAACUCGACGCAAAACGUCACUGGCAGCGCAUUCCUCUUCUUCGAAAGCCAGUACCUGCUGGACGCCUACAACAAUACAUCCAACGGUACAUACCGGCCACUAUUCAAUUACAACACCACAGAACAAGGAGAAGGAUGGAACUUCGGCGGCGAUGGACCAUGGCUGAACCUGGAGCCGAGCAAGUGGACGCGGAAAGAGCCUUGCGAGGUCACUGGCACAUGCGACACAACCUGCUCUCUUGGCAAGUCGUGUGGCAAGCCCGGUUUGAAUGUGACUCUCUGCUUUGACGCCUUAUUUCCCGACCUCGACCUCCCCGUCAAAUUCAACGCAACCCAGGACCGCCAAGAGCCCAAAGCCACCUUCAACAACGAUGCCAACCAGCUCGACCUCACGACUGUCCGCCAGCAACUCGGCGCGACCCGCGAGCGCCUCAGCUCCUCCUCCCGUGGCAUCCUGGACCUCGACAUAUCCAGCGUGCGCGACUCGAUCGACGCCCUGCGUCCCGCCGACAAAUCAGCGCAAGAAUCCGCCGCACUCCUCGACGGCAGCUCUCUGUGGUUCACAGCGUACCCAGAGUACAGCGGGGCGGGGCCGACGUGGACGUUUUGCCGCAGCGACGACCCGUCGGAGCAGUGCGCGACGGGCGGGUAUUACGACGGCAACAUCUCGACGACGUACGCCAGCGUGCAGCAGGGCGUGCUGAUGCGGCAGAUCCUCAACGCCACGCACGACCCGGCCGCCGCGCUGUCGGCCGAGCUGACGGUGCUGGCCCGCAUGCACUACUACGACAGCGCCGCCACCUUCAACAUGGACCAGAACAUCUCUGCCAUCUUCUUCGUCAUGAAGUCGUUCCCGCAGGAGACGCGCGGCCUGGCUGUCGUGCUGGCUGUGUGCUGCACACACGUUGUUGUUGUGGCGAUUGUCACUGUGUAUUUCGGGCUGCGGACCGGUCAUUCGCUGUUGGAUAACUCGUGGUCUGCUGCUGCGCAGAUGCAGACGGAAAGCGUGAGUGAGAUUUUGAGAACUGCUACCGCGUUGAAGGACAAGGAUGUGGAGGAGACGAUUAAGGCAUCCGGGAGAAGUCCACAAACUGUUCGCAUUCGACAUAAUUGGGAAACGGGGCGGAUUGAGGCCAUGGAGUGA